Messenger RNA from Podospora pseudocomata, 996 nucleotides. RefSeq lists its product as uncharacterized. The transcript has a single exon. The record is from RefSeq and is a predicted model, not a curated record. The coding region runs from base 1 to 996 and encodes 331 amino acids. NCBI's taxonomy places the organism in Eukaryota, Fungi, Ascomycota, Sordariomycetes, Sordariales, Podosporaceae. Gene Ontology annotation, molecular function: 4-hydroxy-tetrahydrodipicolinate synthase activity.
AUGGCGGAAGCAACCGUCCCACCACCACCGCCACCCGGCCUCUGGGUCCCCUCGAUAACAAUCUUCACCAACGACGACACCCUCGACCUAGAGUCCCAAUCCCUUUAUUUCCAAUACCUCACCUCUUCCCACGUCGGCCUCACAGGCCUUUUAGUCCUCGGCACAAACGCCGAGCCGUUCCUCCUCACCCGGGAGGAACGCUCCCAGCUGUUGCACCUCGCAAAGAGUGUCUGCCCCCCGGGAUUCCCCAUCAUGGCUGGCGUUUCCGGCCACAGUCUAGCUCAGGUAAAGGAGUAUAUCUCCGACGCUCAGGACGCAGGGGCAGAUUACGUGCUGGUCUUGCCGUGUGCGUAUUUUGGGGCGAAGCCAACUGUUGUGGAAGGGUUUUUCAAAGAGGUGGGGGAGUAUGUGAGGAAACUAGGAAGGGAAAGGGGGAGGGAGAUGGGGGUUGUGGUGUAUAACUUUCCCGGGGUGACGAAUGGGGUUGAUAUGGACUCUGGGAUGAUAUCACGGGUUGUGAGGGAGAGUGGGAAUGUGGUGGGGGUUAAGUUGACUUGUGGGAGUGUGGCUAAGGUGACGAGGUUGGCGGCGGAGUUUGGGAGGGAGAGGUUUAGUGUUUUUGGGGGGCAGAGUGAUUUUUUGAUUGGGGGGCUCAGUGUGGGAAGCGCGGGGUGCGUUGCUGCGUUUGGGAAUGUUUUUCCCAAGGUUAUUGGACGGGUUUAUAGGUUGUGGAAGGAGGGGAGGGGAGAGGAGGCGCUGGUGUUGCAUAGGAGAGCGGCGCUGGGGGAGCAGGUGUUGAAGAGUCUAGGGGUUGCGGGGACGAAGCUGGCGGCGGGGAUGUUUACGGGGGUGAGGGCUGGAAUUGUGCAGGAGGGUAUGGAGGGGGUGGAGGAGAGGUUUAAGAUGAGGGCGCCGUAUGAGGCUUUGGGAAAGGGGGAGAGGGAGAGGAUUUGGGAGGGGUUGAAGGGGUUGGAUGAGAUUGAGAAGGGGUUGUGA